Messenger RNA from Panicum virgatum (switchgrass), 2680 nucleotides. RefSeq names its product proteoglycan 4-like. The record is from RefSeq and is a predicted model, not a curated record. The transcript is spliced from 6 exons. Lineage: Eukaryota; Viridiplantae; Streptophyta; Magnoliopsida; Poales; Poaceae. Bases 467 to 2239 code for a protein of 590 amino acids.
CCUUCUCGUGCCCCUCUGAGGACAGGACAGCAGGCUGGGAUGCGACUAUGCGAGUGAGAUCCAUGUGAGUGCUGGUAGCAACCAGCAACACAACAGCUAGCUCGUCCGUAUCCAUGCCCUGCACAGCCUUGCCAAACGAAAUGAGCAACGAAUCAUCUUCCCUGGAUAUGGGGAACAACAAAUCAGAACCACCUCGAUCUACAAGAAGGAAGUAGAUUAGGGGCAGGCAGCAACAAGCAAUAGAAGAUUUGCCAACCUCUAAGUGCUGGUUCUCACGUUUAUAUAAGCAUCUGCUCCAGGCUUCCACUCCCUCGGUCUAUCUACCUCGUCUCUUUCACUAGGUUCUUCAUCACCACUUUGCUUCUUCCAAACGCGAGCAAGGGAAGCUUCACUGCCAUUCCCUGCUGCAGCUAGCUAGCACUCUUCUGUUUCAGCAGUGAAGGGAAGGGCAGGAAAUAAAGCUGCCAUGUCCUCGCCGGAGGAAGGAGCAAGGGCACUGAGGAGGAGCCAUGGCAGCCCAGGCCAGAGUGGCGUGCCAGUGACGGUGCUGUACUACCUGUGCCGCAGUGGACGGCACCUGGAGCACCCUCACCUGAUGGAGCUGCGCCUCGCCUCCCCAAAUCAAGCUCUCUACCUCAGAGACGUGAUCCGCCGGCUGGACGCGCUGCGAGGGAAGGGCAUGGCCGCCAUGUAUUCCUGGUCCUGCAAGAGGAGGUACAAAACCGGAUUCGUGUGGCAUGAUGUGUUGGAGGACGAUGUGUUGCUCACUGCGCAGGGCAGCGAGUAUGUCCUCAAGGGCUCCCUCUUGCUCCCCCACCACUCAUCACCACCUGCUGCAGCACCACCAUCUGCAGAUCAUGACCGCACAGACGUCGGCACAUCCAUUACCCGUCAGGUCCACUGCGUCAAGCCAACUCCCGAUGAAGAGACACCAACUCAUUCCCGGGAGGGCUGGACUACUAAUUCAUUAUUGCCAGCUCCUCCCACGAUUAAGGAUGAUGUUGAGGUUGAAGCACCAGGGACACAGCGAGAGCUGUCGUCAAUAUCACCAUCAUCUUCUUGCACCACUGGGGACAGGGACGAGGAGGCAGCAUCAGCACGUUCAAGCUCUUCAGGCAGCCCCUCCUCUCAUAAUAAGCCGAGAGGAUCAGCAGGAGGCACACCUUCUCCUUCAGGUAGCACAAGCUCACCCACUCCUCCAAGCCUCAUGCUCUACAACAAGCAGGAGGCAUCCGCAAUCACAGCACAAGGCGAGGUGACACAAACCCAAGGAACAUCAACAGGGAGGGACCUUCACAAGAAGGAUAGUUGUAGUACUGGUAGCACACCGACCAACGCAACUGUGACUACCGAAGAUAAGUAUCCAGGACGUACAAAAUCUUUCUCGUCCAGCACAAGUAGGAACGGGACCUUGGAGUCCCUCAUAAGGGCCGAGGCUCUUGACAGAAGAGGCGCCACUGCUAAGAGGAUCCUAGAAAAGGAUGACGAUGAUGAUGACGACGACGACGACACAGAAGCAAUGCAGUCACUGGGAAUGAAGCUGAACCCUGCCAACCUGCUGAUGCGGCUCGUGGCUUGCGGGUCGACAAUGUCUGUAAGGCAGCAUCUCCCUGCCUGCGACCUCAUACGAACAACGCACAAGCCCCAGUACUUGAGCCAACAUGUUGAGGAGCUGCCAUCAUCUCCAGUUUUGUCUCCCCUUGGUGCCCUCAUCAUGCGUCCUGUAACUGCUGCUGGAGCCAAAGUAGUUUCAGACUCAGGAGACUGCGGCCACUGCAGUGGGAGCAUGCUCCAAACUGCAGGCAAGGGAUGCGAGUCAGGCAAAGUAAUGUCCACAAAUAUUAAGCCCACCUCAUCUUAUGACCAAUACUGUGUUUCUGAGAAAGAAGCCUCUGUACGGAAUUUGGAUAAUUUGGAGCUCAGAAGUCAAAUUAUCUCAGAAACAAUCAAAAUGGCACCAUGUCAGCAACCCAAAAAUGGGACAUUGGUAACCAUAACCACAGAUGUCAGGCAUAACAAUGGUGAACAAGAAUGUAGCAAUGAAGCUUCAUCCAAGACCUUGACAAGAAGUACAAGCAAAAGAAUGACCAUAUCACCAAGAUCUUCAAGAGUAGUAUCGUUUCAUGAUGAAAAAGAGAAAGGGGUUAAGAUUGAAGAAAGGCUCGCUUCUGGAUCUCGUGUUACAAUCCAGUGCGCGCCCUUACUCAAAGAAACUUAUGCCAGUGCUAAAGCAAUGUAACAGAGGAGUUUCCAUCUUGUUUUUCAACUCUAUUUUGUUUUCUUUCUUGAUAAUCUAAAGAUGUUGGGAGUAGCUGAAAUUGUGUGAUUCUAUCAGAUUUCUCGCCAGGGUAGUAAUUAGCAGAAGGUUUUAUGUACCUUUCAGGAUAUUACCAUUAAAUGUCCAUUGUCACCAUAACCCUGUACUCUCAUCUUGGAAAAAAAAUUUACACUGGCAUGGCAGUAAGAAGUCUUUCAAUUUUCUUACUUUUUUUUUCUUUCAGCUUCUGUAAGAUUUCCAUCAUGCAAGUAUAGCAAAGGAGUAGCAAGCUAUCUUUCAGCUGCCAUGAAGAAUACCUUGUCAUAAACAGUAUAGUCCCCUUCCCAAAGCAGUCAGCGGUUGCUAGGAGUUUACAGCAAAAAGGGUGAAAUAAAUAGCACAUCACCGAGGAAAUUAAUGCCC